This is a messenger RNA of Salvelinus namaycush (lake trout), 4084 nucleotides long. RefSeq names its product LIM domain-containing protein 2-like. The coding region runs from base 184 to 528 and encodes 114 amino acids. The record is from RefSeq and is a predicted model, not a curated record. Gene Ontology annotation, biological process: actin filament bundle assembly. Gene Ontology annotation, molecular function: actin filament binding. The transcript is spliced from 4 exons. Gene Ontology annotation, cellular component: actin cytoskeleton; plasma membrane. Lineage: Eukaryota; Metazoa; Chordata; Actinopteri; Salmoniformes; Salmonidae.
AUAAAGAACAAAAAAAAACGACUCUUGAAAAACAAGAGCAGGGGAGCCAAGCUGAGGUAACUCGCCGGGUCUGUAGGAAGAAUCCUGACAGCAGAAAUCGGGGAAACGAAUGAGAAAGCAAUCGAUCACAGCCUAUUGAUCACCAAAUUGUCUUUCUAUUUAAACGUUGACAAAAGUACACAGAUGGACAACAGAAAUGCCCCUGAAGAUAAACCUGUCCAGCGCUCCAAAUCCUUCAGCUUCAAGACACCGAGGGAGGUGUGCUCGUCAUGUGAGAAGACCGUCUACCCCAUGGAGAGAUUGGUGGCUAACAACCUGAUAUUUCACUCGGCCUGUUUCUGCUGCAAACACUGCAACACCAAACUCAGCCUGGGCACAUUUGCUGCCCUUUCGGGUGAUUUCUACUGCAAGCCGCACUUCCAGCAGCUCUUCAAGAGCAAAGGCAACUAUGAUGAGGGCUUUGGCCGCAAGCAGCACAAGGAGCUUUGGACCUCCAAGGAGGGAGAGAACAUAACAAAGACUGCGUAGCCACGCCUGUCUGUCCCAACCCUUCUCCCACGGGAAAGGCUAUACGGACACUCCUGACCUGCAAACCCACUUUUAUUUUCAGAAUUGGUAACGGUCGGGGUUAGUUUUAGAUUUUGGGUAGUUUUGCAGGUCAGCAGUAUCCUGCUGGUAUUUCCCAUCUCAUCCCCAAAGCUGCCUCUUCUCCACCUCCAACAUGUCAUAAAGAGCACCAACAUGUCAUGAGGGGUGCAGUCAACGCUCCUGUGUGCUCGCUCCACAUCAUGGGAGACAGACACACCCACUAUGACUGGCCAGUCACGCCCCAUGUUGCUCAACAUUUUAUUUAGUGGGGUGUUUAUUACUUUCAUUUGGUUUUAGUAUCAUUUUUGUUUUACAUUUGCUCUUUUGAAAUUGUUGAUUGUGACCAAACUGCUUAUUCACAAACCAGUGGUAUGUUUUUGCUGUCUGUCUGAGGACUACAUUAUCAUUGUUUUCUUGUUUAUUUUUCGGAUAAAUUUGCACCCUUUUGAUGCAACAGGCGCAAGGACCUUAUGCUCAGGUGAACAUAUGGUAAGAGAAGCUGGAGUUCACUCUAAGCUGUAGCGCAUACUCAGGUCAACCAUACUGAGCUAGGUUCAUUAGCAACUUUGUAUUUUAUGACUUCUUUUUAGUUCCAUAUAGUCAAUUAAAUCUAACACCAAUUUUAACGACCGGUCCUCUGCAUUGCGGUAGCACCGGCGGAAGCCAGUUUGUCAGGGUUCACUUAUCUGAGAAACAAACACGGUACUGUAAAACUGUCACACAUUCUCUCUCUCUCUGGGUACAGUUAGUUGAAUUCUGUCUUACUGUUCAAGUGUUUUUUUUUGCUCCUAUGAUCUGAAUGGCUGCUAGGUUUCAGUUCUGCAUGUUUGUCCUGUAUGAGUCUUAGCUGUCAUACCUUUAGUCUGUACUGCCCUCCUGUGUUCUGGAUGACUUUUUACAACUAAUCUGCUUCAUUAACUCUUAAUCAAACUUUACUGGUUUUAAAAUGCACUCUUUGCUCUCUUAUUUGCUGGGUUUGACUGUCAUGCGUUAAGUUGCUCUCACUCGUAGAGGCUAUCUUUUGUCUUUAUUCUGAAUAUGAGAAGUAUCUCAUAGGUGUUUGUACAUAGCUUGUGCUUAGUGAACAUAUCGCACUAUACUGUGCACAUAUGACCAUGCAUGUUGACCAGACAAGUCAAUGUUAGAUUGACAGGGAACAUAACCUAACAGGAAACCACAACUGUCACGCUAAUUUCCCCUGCGGCUUCCUGUCCAUGCAGAGCUGUCUGUUCAUGUACUAAAUUGGGCUAAGUUGGUGUGUAAAACUAAGCGGGACUUUCAAGACAACUGUGAACUCUGGUGGGGGAACAAUGUCAAAUCCUGAUGUCUGUGAUCUGCCAAUUGGGAAAGUCAGCUCUAGAAAGAGGCCAGAGUUCCUGAUGCAGAAUUAUGAGUUGGAUGACCGGUUGCAAAAAAAUAUUCUAUCAGCUGUUGUCUUGAAUGCUCCGUGUUCUGAAUGCGGCAGAAAUUCACAUAUGACUGGGAUGUCCUGACGGGGACACAAGUGAAAUCACAUAAUGUAAAAAAUAUAUAUAUUAUUGUGCUUCUCCAGUGACAUCACAUCUGCGAACAUAAUAUAUUUUUUAUUUUUUAUAAAUGCCUCAUGGCUUUCUUGUCUCGACUGCAUCACGUGAUUCUGAGCAGAGGUGGUGGAUUUGUGAAGAUGAUUCACUUCAGGCUGUUUACCAUUGGGGGAAAAAAUUGUCCGUUUCAGUCUGCUGAACAGGGUGGAUCUCCCAUCGACACCAAUGUGAUAGAUAGCAGCUGGUCCUGGUCUACUUUAUUGACUAAUGUAACCAGAAAGAAUGAGAGAGUGGGAUGUCUCACUGCUUUUUCAUCUCUGAUUUUGAGCAUCAGGACCUAGUACUAUGUGAGGGGUGGGCGCUAACAGGGAAUGUUGUUUGACCUGGGGCAUGUUCAGGGGAAUUCCUACGCAGUGAGUAAAGCCCAGGCCUACAGUGCCCUGAACCUCAGAGUAGCGCCUCCUGGUGGGAGAAGAGAGGUAGGAAAUGCUUGAGUCCGUUCAGCCAGUCCCAGUAAAGGCUUGAGAUAUUACAUAUCAUUAAUUGUCAAUAAACACGUUUGCCCCCAGUAAUUUCUUCUGUAUAGCUUUUACUCAUAUUUUAAAAUGUGGGAGUGGCCUCGGGAUGAAACGGUUGUGCUACAGGUAUUUUUAGGUUGGAAUGUUCUAAAGCGACACCUGCUUUAGCCAACAAACUCAGAUAAGAUUUUUAUUUUCUUAAUUCUUGCUUUAGAAUGAGACUAAAGCCAUUGAAUUACAUCAUUUGGGAAGUAUUCAAUGCCACAACACUUGAAUGACACAAUGUAUAUUGUGAUGGAAAGUUUACUGUGAAUUAUAAACUGAGUGGUUCGAGCCCUGAAUGCAGAUUGGCUGAAAGCCGUGUUAUAUCAGACCCCAUACCACGGGUAUGACAAAUAAUUUAUUUUUACUGAUCUAAUAAUAUUGGUAACCAGUUUAUAAUAGCAAUAAGGCACCUUGGGGGUUUGUGCUAUGUUGGGCAUAUACCACACCUCGGGUUUCAUUGCUUAAUUAGAGCAGACUGUGCAGAAUAGAAAAUAAAAUAUGUAACUUUUUUGAUAAGUAAAGCCUUAGAAAUAAAUGGCAAAAACCAUGGCCUAACAUUAUUGCUUUUUCAAAACAAUUUUUAUUUAAAAACAAUUUGAGUGCACAUACCUUUCUCCCUGUUCCAGCCUAUCCCCUGUGAAUGAAAAUAAUCCUUCUGCUUGUUUUCCACUUAGUCCUUGUGGUGGAUAUGAGUGGCUUCACUCAGCCAGAAGUUUACGUACCCGCUCAUCCUCCACUUUCUCCUGAAUGGUUUUCAUUUUUUCCUUACAUUUCCUCAAGUUGUAAAGUUAUCUAUUUGUUUUUAAAAUUUUGUAACGGUUCUCGAGACCACCCAGAAUGCUUUGUAACCAAGAACAUAUCAAAUAACACUGUGUCCAUAUAGUCUGUUAUGUGUGAGGAGUGUGCCAAGGUACAAUGGUGUUAUCCUGUGAAUAAACAUUCUUUGUAUAGAGAAACAAACGGAAAGAAAGAAGGUACUUUUCCAUACUGGUGCCAGGAGAUUCAGGUCUGUGAGAGCUGUGUGACUGUGUGUGUUCUGCGAGUCAUGUAGUUGUGUGCGAAAUUGGAUGUAGACUUAACAUUUAUUUUUCAAUGCAGGUGUCACUGUUGUCAAAAUGUAAAUGUAUGCAUUUAAAAACAAAAACAUUCUGUAUAACUUGACCUGUGGAUGGUGGCCUUACAAGCAAAAGGACGUUUUGGCUCUUACUCUUCUUUCACCUCUCCUCUCUUCUUCUUUUGGAUUAUUACUCCAGUUAAAUUGUGUUGUAGAAGAACAUGAUAAUAAUGUGAUUUGUCCCAACUACACAUACACACAAUCAAAUGGAUUUUGUUCAAUCAUUUUAUUUCAGUAGUUUAUUUUAAUUUUUUACAUGCUUUUGGAAAAAUAAAUGAAGAUGCUGGUGUUGAUAA